Messenger RNA from Naegleria lovaniensis, 408 nucleotides. RefSeq lists its product as uncharacterized. The record is from RefSeq and is a predicted model, not a curated record. NCBI's taxonomy places the organism in Eukaryota, Heterolobosea, Eutetramitea, Acrasida, Naegleriidae. The transcript has a single exon. The coding region runs from base 1 to 408 and encodes 135 amino acids.
AUGACUCACAAACAUAUUCUUAUUGUCUCUGGAUUGUGUGAAAUUUGUUUUGCCAUUUCUCUCGGAUGGUAUUUGGCCAUGAGCAUUGCCAAUCGAUCCAAAAAGACUGCCUCUCCACCACUUUUCAACUUUCGUCGAGUGGUUCAAGCUCACAUUGAUUUCAUUCUCAUGGGAAUGUUGCAAAUGAUUGUUGCUAGCGUUACGAGCGAGCUCUCCAUUCCAAAUUGGGUGGUGUACAUUUAUGUAUUUGGUUCUUGGGCCAAUGCAUUUUCGUUUUUAAUUUUUGCAGUUUCUGAGAGUUAUGUGCAAUACAUGAGUGUGAAAAUUUAUUCAGUGAUUAGUUUCUUAAGCUUGACCAUUGCAUACCCUUUUUUUGCUUAUCAAUAUAUCCAUCAAUACUUGUUGUAA